Molecule: messenger RNA, 5925 nt
Organism: Anolis carolinensis (green anole)
Lineage: Eukaryota; Metazoa; Chordata; Lepidosauria; Squamata; Anolidae
Product: zinc finger protein 501-like
Exons: 2
Coding region: 3718-5217 (499 amino acids)
Source: RefSeq, a predicted model, not a curated record
UGAUGGGGAUUUCUGUUUCAAAAGGCAGUAUUAUCCUAAAUCAUCACAGUCACUAAGGGUCUGUAAGGCAGGGCUUAUGUCAGAAAUAUGUGACAUAAGAGUAACAACAACAACAACAACAAUAAUAAUAAUAAUAAUAUAACAUUAGUGCCAAUUCAGACUCAAGUGGGAAGAUUACCAUAACUGGAGUCAAAGCAUAUUCCCCCUCUCUCAAAUAUAUUAUAUAUUACUGUAUUUUAUAUUGUACAUUAUAUACACUAUAUAUAUGUAAUAAAUAUUAUAUUAUUAGCAUAGCAUGUUACUAGGGGGAGGGCCCCAGAGCAUCAGUUGGGCCUCCAACUGAUGGCACAGUAGACAAGAUGGAACUGUCUUCCUGGUUCCCCCUCUCUCCUAACGUUUCGCCCGUAUUUAUGGCAGGUAUCCUGAGAGGUGGGAGGUAUAUUGGAAAUUAGGCUAGUGAGGUUUAUAGAUCUGUUUUUCCCAUAUACCUGACAACCUCUGAGGAUGCCUGCCAUAGAUGCAGGCAAACAUCAGGAGAGAAUACUUCUGAAACAUAGCCAUACAGCCCAGAAAACAUGGCCAUACAGCCCAGUGUUUACAAAAAACACUAACUACAUUUCUUAAUAGUCAAUGACUGGGUCUGAGCUACUCUCUGUUUCCAUCUCUUCUCGGAUUUAAAAGGGAGGGAAAAAUUCCAAGCCCUACAUCUCUCCUGAGACACAAGCAGAGAGAGGUCUCAAUGCACACAGCACACACGGAGAUAUAAAAGUCAGAAAUCUUGCACUAUUCUACAAAACUAACCAGAAUGAGAGAAAGAGAGAAAGAAACAGAGAAAGAACAAAUAGAUACAUCCCAACUGUCAAUCAGGAGACAAGGGGGAGGGAUUCCCCCAGCCUGUUCUGAAACUAGCUCCCUGUUUCUCAUUGGGGACUGCAGACUUGAGCAGCGUGGGGUUGAAUCACAACAGAUGGAUCAGCAGCUCUUUCCUCUGGUCCAGUCUUGUCCUUCCUCCCAAACUGGGAUGGUGUGGAGGCCGUCUCUUCUCUCUCACGUGGGAUGUUACGUGGAUGCCACUCUAUCUGGCCGAGUCCUACAGACAUCCCUUUUUUGUUCCCUUUUCUGCCUUCAUCAUUGUUCUCCACCUUUUCUUUACUGUCACGGUUUUGCACGUUCACAGCUUUGUCAGGCAAAUCUAUCCCUUUGGAACUCAUAUUUACAGCCAACUUCCAUAAAGUGUAAGAGUCCCAUUUGGCAGUUGAUGGGAGAAGUGUAUCUGUAUUGUCAUGGGGCCAAUUCCCAGAGCUGAGUCUGCAAGCUCUGGAAUUGGAGCCAUAACAACAAGCACUCCUCGAUAGCUCAUGCAGACACCUGGCACCGGAGCAUGGGAACUUUUGGAGUGAGAAUCAAAACAGCUUUAAUGAAUAGUUGGUGUUGUAGUGGUAGUAAUGUGAUAUGUGGGGUGGGGUUUGGUGAUGAUAUUUACGUGUGGUGUGACGUUGUAGCAAAGGUGAUAAAAAUGAUUGUGUGUAAACAUUAUGUCAUUCUCGACUUUUCCAAAGUCGUGUGUUCUUCAAUAAAGAUUGGUUUUGAUAACAGCUACCUUUGGUCUGUGUUCAUGCUGGUCGUUUGAAGUAAGCGUGACAUGUAUCAUCCGGCGCAGUCUGUCUCCCACCGGGAUCCACGGCUGUUUCUCUCGGCAGCAACAUACAGUGGGUCUCUCUGUGCACCAGACACCUGCCAGGAGGGCCACUGAUCUGUGCAUGUGCUUUCUUCUGCGUGAGUAUGGCGACAAAGAGAAAGAAGGUCGUUGGAUCCAUGGAGCAGAAACCUGGACAAAGGAGAGACAAGGCAGAAGGUAGCCAACAACUAUGGUGUCGAACGGGUAGCAGUAGGAGAAUGGAAAUGGAAUCGAUUGCAGAUAGAAAAAUGGUGUUCUCCAAAGUUACCGAUGGUGUGCUGAAAGAGAGGAAAACAAUGAAAAAUGUGACUAUGAAAAAGUUAUUGAAGCUUUGUAUGUUUGGUUUACGCAGCUGAGAGACAAAGGUGUGUGUAUUUCAGGGCCUAUUUUACAGCAAAAGGUAUUGCGUUUUCAAAAAGAAUUUAAUGAAGGGGAAUCAGAUUUUACAGCAAGCAUUGGCUCGACAGGUGGAAGAAACGUUAUGGAAUCCAUCAGUUAAGUGUUUGUGGUGAGAAGCUGUCAUCAAAUUUUCAAGAAAUAGAGGCAUUCAAGAAAGAAAUUCAAGGGGAAAAAAAUUCAAGACUUUGUUGAAACUGAAAGCCUAACGGGUGAUCAGAUGUUUGAUUGUGACGAGACCAGCCUCAAUUGCAAAAUUUUACCGAGCAGGAGUCUUGCAGCCAGAACUGAAGCAGCAGCCCCUGGCUAAAAGCACAGCAAAGAAAGGCUGACAAUGUUAGCAUGCAGCAGUGCUACAGCAAACCACAAAAUGGACCUCGCAAUGAUUGGGAAGCCCAAAAAUCCAAGAGCCUUUAAAACAGUUUCAAAAAAUGCUCUUCCUGUUAAAUACUACAAUCAAAAAGGUUUGUUGAUGACCAGUGAAAUGUUCAAAAGACUAUUAUUAUUAUAAUAACUAUAUUCCAUCCUAUCUCCCCAAGGGGACUCAGGGCGGAUCACAAUACACAUACACGGCAACCAUUCAAUGCUGUUUGGAGACAGGACAGAACAGAAUAAGACAAACAGAAGGAGGUACGUAGUCUUGAAGUCCAGGUUUUUGGUGCCUUGGAGGCUGAUGUUCUGCUCAGAUUCAGUCACAGGGGUGCUGUUGCUUCAUUCUCUGUGACAAAGAGCCAUCAGAACUUCCUCCUUCCACCUUCCUCUUGGUCACCGCAUUUCUGGUCUUGUUCUUUAUGGUGUUUUAAAAUACCUCCCCCACAAUUUGCGUUACCUCAUUUCUCUAUUUACAGCUUGUAAACUGUUUUCGAACUGCUUAGGUAAACAGUGAGCUGGGCUGGAGGUCGAGCGCUCACCCCCGACCGGGCUUCGAACUGGCCACCUUUCGGUUGGUGGAUCUUAUUACUGCUGUUGAUUUACCAGUUGUGCUACAGCCCAGCCCUAAGGAAUUUGUUCCUUCCACGGAGGAAUUUUUGAAGGAAAUUUACCUGCCCAGGAAAGCGGUUUUGUUGCUAGACAAUGCCCCGACGCACCCUGAUGCAGAGGAGCUUCAAGAGGGGGACAUGAAGGCGAUGUUUCUGCCACCGAAUGUAACCGUCAUAUGCCAACCGAUGGAUCAGGGCGUUUUGGAAGAGCUCAAAAGGAACUAUUGCAGGAAGCUAUUCUCGGCAAGGAUAGAAGAAAUGGAAUAAGUUGAUCUCGCAAAGAUGGCGAGACUUGGCAGCGGAGAAAUGGCAAUCGCUGGAAAAGCAGGCAAGGGUCACAGAUUUUAAAAAAUCUUGACAAGACUGAACUUUUUAUGGAUUUAACUUCCAACAGUGUUGUUUUAUGCAAUUCUAUAUUUAUAGUCAAGUUUUUAGUAGUAAAUAUUUUUGUAGUCACUGCUUUCAAUACAUUGCUAUGUUUUGGUGCUAAAUUUGUAAAUACAGUGAUUUCUCCAUAAUGUUACCAUGUAUUGAACUGCUUUUCCUGUCAAUUUGUUGUAGAACAUGAUCUUUGGUGCUUAAUUUGUAAAAUCAUAAUGCAAUUUGACCUUUGAUAGGCUUUUCCUUCAUCCCUCCUUGUUCUCCAACAUUUUCACUUAUCCAAUGUUCUGCCAGCCAGUUUAUGUUGGAUCAUCGAGACUCUGCUCUACUCUGAAAUUAGUAGAUAACGGGGAGAAGAGCCAUGUAUGCACCAAGUACAGGAAGCAUUUGGGACACAACUGGGCCUUUCGUCGAGACCAGCAAGCCCACAGAGAAGAUGGAGGUUCUGCCAGAGAAAGGCCCGACAAAUGCAAUGUAUGUGGGCAGUGUUUUACCCAAAAUAUGGCACUUGUGCUUCACAAGACACUCGAUGUUGGGAAAAGCCAUCUUAAAGGGAAAGUAUCUGCAAAAUGUGUGGUGAAACACAAGAAAUUUCACACAGGUCAGGAACAAUACAGAUGCCAAGAGUGUGGGAAGUGUUUUGCUUCCAGUUCAGCCUUGGUGAGGCUCAAAAGACUCCACACAGGAGAGAAGCCACACCAAUGUCAGGAGUGUGGGAAAUGUUUUGCUGAAAGUUCAGCCUUGUUGAGCCACAAAAGAGUCCACACCAGGGAGAAGCCAUACAAAUGCCAGGAGUGUGGGAAAUGUUUUGCUUUCAGUUCAGCCUUGGUGAGGCACAAAAGAGUCCACACCAGGGAGAAGCCAUACAAAUGCCAGGAGUGUGGGAAAUGUUUUGCUUUCAGUUCAGCCUUGGUGAGGCACAAAAGACUCCACACAGGAGAGAAGCCAUACCAGUGCCAAGAGUGUGGGAAAUGUUUUGCUUUCAGCUCAAACUUGGCGAGCCACAAAAGACUCCACACAGGAGAGAAGCCAUACAAAUGCCAGGAGUGUGGGAAAUGUUUUACUGCCAGUUCAGACUUGGUGAAACACAAAAGACUCCACACAGGAGAGAAGCCAUACCAAUGCCAGGAGUGUGGGAAAUGUUUUGCUGACAGUUCAAACUUGAUGAACCACAAAAGACUCCACACAGGAGAGAAGCCAUACAAAUGCCAGGAGUGUGGAAAAUGUUUUGCUGACAGUUCAAACUUGAUGAACCACAAAAGACUCCACACAGGAGAGAAGCCAUACCAAUGCCAGGAGUGUGGGAAAUGUUUUACUGCCAGUUCAGACUUGGUGAAACACAAAAGACUCCACACAGGAGAGAAGCCAUACCAAUGCCAGGAGUGUGGGAAAUGUUUUGCUGACAGUUCAAACUUGAUGAACCACAAAAGACUCCACACAGGAGAGAAGCCAUACAAAUGCCAGGAGUGUGGAAAAUGUUUUGCUGACAGUUCAAACUUGAUGAACCACAAAAGACUCCACACAGGAGAGAAGCCAUACCAAUGCCAGGAGUGUGGGAAAUGUUUUACUGCCAGUUCAGACUUGGUGAAACACAAAAGACUCCACACAGGAGAGAAGCCAUACCAAUGCCAGGAGUGUGGGAAAUGUUUUACUGCCAGUUCAGACUUGGUGAAACACAAAAGAAGCCACACAGGAGAGAAGCCAUAUAAAUGCCAUGAAUGUGGAAAAUGUUUUACUCAGAGUUCAUCCCUUGACCGGCACCAGAGAAUACAUACUGGCUAAAAAACAGCCAUUGUGGGUAAAUGUCUGAUUUCAAACAGGACCCUUUGAGAAGUUCUGCGUCAGAUUUGGUGAAGUCCCCGUUCUUGUCAUUUGAACCUGUAAGUUGGAGGUCUGUUCUCUGGAGCAGCAGAAAGAAAGCUCUGUGUGACAAUCCUUCAGAGCAGUGGUUCUCAACCUGUGGGUCCACAGAUGUUUUGGCCUUCAACUUCCGUAAAGCCUAACAGCUGGUAAACUGGCUGGGAUUUCUGGGAGUUGUAGGCCAAAACACCCGGGGACCCACAGGUUGAGGACCACUGCUUCAGUGUCAGUUCCUGGAAGGUGUAGGAGACAAAGAUAGGCUCACACAGCUUGUAGCCAUGGAAAACUUUAUUGAAUCCGCCUUGCCAAAAUGGCCGCAAAGCUUCUACUGCCCGUCUUCCGCUCUUUCCCCUCAGUAUAUUGGGUGGUUGCUUCCCUCCUCCCUUCACGUCUCUUCUUCUCCAUUCACACCUCCCUUUCCUUUUGUCCUUUCCCACGUUUGAAGACCAGACCCUGUCAUAAAUCAGCCUUCCCAGCCAAAUGGUCUUCUUUAUCCGAUUUGUUGUAGUCAGGUGUGAAAAGAACAGCUUGGAGAAUGCUGAUCUUUUUGCAUCCUGACAUUCAGAGAGUUAAAUAUUAAGUUAAGUCUUGUCACCUCGUCUGAAAAGAAAUAAACCAUAAGUGAUUCCA